AUGGCGCUUCCCAUUCGGUUCACUGAACUGGUUCAGUUGACGAAUCUUGAUAUCGCGACACUAGAAUCCGAUCACUACGUCUGCGUACGGCAGAAACUUAAUGAGCAGGACAAACCUCAAGUCAUAAUUGUAAACCUCAAGAACAACAAUGAAGUCAUCAAACGCGCUAUCAGCGCUGACAGCGCCAUCAUGCACUUCAGUCGCGAGAUCCUGGCCCUCAAGGCGCAGGGGAGAACAAUUCAAGUCUUCGACCUCGCAGCCAAAUCCAAGCUGAAAUCUACAAUCAUGAAUGAGGAUGUUGUCUUCUGGAAGUGGUACAACGAACGCAGUCUGGGAUUGGUUACCGACACCUCCGUCUACCACUGGGACGUGUUCGACCCUACCCAGUCCGCCCCAGUGAAGAUGUUUGAGCGAAAUGCCAACCUAAAUGGAUGCCAAAUCAUCAAUUAUCGCGUCAAUGAUGAUGAACAAUGGAUGGUGAUAGUUGGUAUUUCUCAAAAGGAGGGACGAGUCGCUGGUACGAUGCAGCUGUACUCGCGUAAUCGUGGAAUAUCACAACCUAUCGAGGGUCAUGCUGCUGCCUUCGGCACGUUCCAUGCAGAGGGCAAUCCUGCUCCUUACAAACUUUUCACGUUUGCGGUUCGAAAUGCCGCCGGUCAAGGAAAGCUUCAUGUUGUGGAGAUUGAUCAUAACGAGAACAAUGCACGGUGGGUCAAGAAGGCAGUCGAUGUCUACUUCCCCGACGAGGCUGUCAAUGACUUCCCUGUUGCCAUGCAAAUCUCCAAAAAGUACAGCAUAAUCUACAUGAUCACCAAGUACGGCUUCAUUCACCUAUAUGAUCUCGAAACAGCCACCUGCAUCUUCAUGAAUCGUAUUUCUAGCGAGACAAUCUUCAUCACGACGCCCGACUCUGAGUCCGCCGGUAUUGUCGGAAUCAACCGAAAAGGCCAGGUCCUCUCAGUCAGUGUUGAUGAGAACACGAUCAUCCCCUACCUGCUCCAAAACCCUGCCAAUGCCACCCUGGCUGUGAAAUUGGCUGCCAGAGCCGGCCUGCCAGGUGCCGACAACCUCUAUCAACAGCAGUUUGAAACCCUCUUUGCUCAGGGUAACUACUCAGAGGCUGCCGAAGUCGCCGCGAACUCUCCACGAGGAUUUUUGAGGACACCGGAGACGAUCAACCGAUUCAAGAGCGCACCUCAACAAGCUGGUCAACUUUCUGUCAUUCUGCAGUAUUUCGGCAAACUCCUCGACAAGGGCAAACUGAACAAAUACGAGAGUGUAGAGCUGAUAAAGCCGGUUCUUGCACAAAAUCGUAAGAACCUCCUUGACAAGUGGAUGAGUGAAGGCAAAUUAGAGUCGUCUGAAGAGCUUGGUGAUAUUGUCCGCUUACACGAUCUUGAACUUGCACUGAAGAUCUACCGCGAGUCAAAUGUUCCACCAAAAGUUGUCGCAGCGUUGGCGGAAACUGGCCGUUUUGAGGAAAUUCUUCCCUAUGCGCGCGAGGUUGGAUAUCAGCCAGACUUCACCAGCUUGCUGCAACACAUUGUUCGCGCAAACCCCGAGAAAGGCGCUGAGUUCGCUACUCAGCUCGCCAAUAACGAGGGUGGUCCAUUGGUGGAUAUUGACAGAGUUGUCGAUAUUUUCAUGUCUCAGAAUAUGGUCCAGCAAGCAACUGCAUUCCUGCUCGAUGCACUCAAGGAAAACCGUCCCGAACAAGGCCACUUGCAGACUCGACUCUUGGAAAUGAAUCUCCUGAACGCACCACAAGUUGCAGAUGCCAUUCUUGGGAACGAGAUGUUUUCCUACUACGAUAAACCCAGAAUUGCACGACUUUGCGAACAGGCUGGUCUUUUGCAACGUGCCCUUGAAAAUACAGAAGAUCCGGCUUCUAUCAAGCGAAUCAUUGUUCAGACCGACAAGCUCAACCCUGAAUGGCUUCAACAGUACUUUGGCCGCAUGUCUGUCGAGCAGUCGCUGGAUUCCAUGGAUGAGAUGCUCAAGGUCAACAUUCGGCAGAACUUGGCUGCUGUGAUCCAGAUCGCCACUAAGUUCUCUGACCUCCUGGGACCCAGUCGCUUGAUUGCACUAUUCGAAAAGCAUCGCACCGCAGAAGGUCUCUACUAUUACCUUGGCAGCAUUGUCAAUCUCAGCGAUGAUGGAGAAGUGGUUUUCAAGUACCUCGAGGCGGCUGUUACUAUGGGACAAUUCCAGGAAGUCGAGAGAAUCUGUCGCGAGAACAAUCACUAUAACCCCGAACGUGUCAAGAACUUCCUCAUCGAAGCUCGUCUGGCCGAGCAGCUUCCCUUGAUCAUUGUCUGUGAUCGUUUCAACUUUGUCAAAGAUCUGGUCAACUAUCUCUACCGGAAUCAGCAAUACAAAUCCAUCGAAGUGUACGUUCAACGAGUCAAUCCUGCACGAACACCAGCAGUUGUCGGAGCAUUGCUUGCUCUAGAUUGUGAAGAAUCAGUCAUCAAGAACCUGUUGGCAUCAGUCGAUCCUUCGGCUGUCCCUAUCGACGAGUUGGUCAAUGAAGUCGAGACUCAGAAUCGUCUCAAGAUUCUGCUCCCUUUCCUUGAAUCCACACUGGCAGCAGGGAUCCAGCAACCGGCGCUUUAUAACGCGCUAGCGAAGAUUUACAUUGAUAGCAACAAUAAUCCCGAGAAAUUCCUGAAGGAGAAUGACUUGUACGACACUCUGAUAGUGGGUAAAUACUGUGAGAAACGAGAUCCCAACCUUGCAUAUAUCGCGUAUCGCAAGGGCCAGAAUGAUAUUGAGCUCAUCAACAUCACCAACGAAAACUCCAUGUUCCGAGCACAAGCACGUUAUCUUCUGGAGCGUGCCGAUCCUGAAGUCUGGGGUUUCGUGCUGGCCCAGAACAACACCCACCGGAGAUCUCUCAUCGACCAGGUUAUCGCGACAGCAGUCCCAGAGAGCUCUGAACCCGACAAGGUAUCUGUUGCUGUCAAAGCCUUCUUGGAUGCCGACCUGCCAGCCGAACUCAUUGAAUUACUCGAGAAGAUCAUCCUUGAGCCGUCACCUUUCAGCGAGAACAGUAGUCUACAGAACUUACUGAUGCUCACUGCUGCUAAAGCGGACAAGAGCCGCCUCAUGGACUACAUCCAGCGCCUGAAUGAGUUCAACACGGAAGAAAUUGCCAACAUGUGUAUCCAGCAAGGUCUCUAUGAGGAAGCUUUGGAGAUAUACGUCAAGACCAAUGACCACAUCUCCGCGGCCAAUGUUCUUGUCGAUCACAUCGUCAGCAUUGAUCGUGCCCAAGAAUAUGCUGAAAAGGUUGAUUUGCCUGAGGUCUGGAGCAAGGUUGCAAAGGCCGAACUCGAUGGAUUGAGAGUCUCCGAUGCCAUCGAAUCAUACAUCAAAGCUCAAGACCCUAGCAAUUACAACGAAGUCAUCGAGACAGCCACUCAUGCCGGCAAAGAUGAAGAUCUCGUCAAAUAUCUGAAAAUGGCGCGCAAGACCAUGCGUGAGCCGGCCAUCGAUACUGCGCUGGCAUUUUGCUAUGCUCGACUCGACCAGCUACCGGAGCUUGAAGACUUUUUGCGCUCUGCCAAUGUGGCUGAUGUAGAGGCUUCUGGAGACAAGGCGUAUGAAGAGGGCUACCACCAAGCCGCGAAGAUCUUCUUUACCAGCGUUUCCAACUGGGCAAAACUCGCCACCACCCUUGUGCACUUGGGCGAAUACCAAAAUGCGGUUGAUUGCGCCCGACGCGCGAACAGUGUGAAGGUAUGGAAACAAGUGAACGAGGCAUGCGUUGCCAAGAAGGAAUUCCGUCUUGCACAGAUCUGUGGUUUGAAUCUCAUUGUCCAUGCGGAAGAACUGCAAGAUCUUGUCAAACAAUACGAGCGCGAAGGCUACUUUGAAGAGCUCAUUUCCUUGUUGGAAGCCGGCCUUGGCCUUGAACGGGCACAUAUGGGUAUGUUUACUGAGCUUGGUAUCGCUCUGUCGAAGUAUCAUCCCGAUCGGGUGAUGGAACAUCUCAAGCUCUUCUGGUCUCGCAUCAAUAUCCCCAAGAUGAUUCGAGCCUGCGAAGAGGCGCAUCUUUGGCCCGAGCUGAUCUUCUUGUACUGCCACUAUGACGAAUGGGACAACGCUGCAUUGGCCAUGAUGGAACGUGCUGCCGACGCCUGGGAGCACCACUCUUUCAAGGACAUCAUUGUCAAAGUGGCCAAUCUGGAGAUCUACUACCGCGCGCUGAAUCAUUACCUGCAGGAGCAGCCGCUGUUGUUGACCGACCUGCUCCAAGCUCUGACACCACGCAUCGACGUCAACCGAGUGGUGCGUAUGUUUGAGAAGUCGGAUAACAUCCCCAUUAUCAAACCCUUCUUGCUCAAUGUACAAGGCCAAAACAAGCGCGUCGUCAACAAUGCUAUCCAUGAUCUUCUCAUCGAGGAAGAGGACUACAAGACCUUGAAAGACUCGGUCGAGAAUUAUGACAACUAUGACGCGGUGGAGCUUGCCCAACGCCUUGAGAAGCACGACUUGGUCUUCUUCCGACAGAUUGCAGCGCAAAUCUACCGCAAGAACAAGCGAUGGGAGAAAUCAAUUGCACUGUCCAAGCAAGACAAACUAUUCCGCGAUGCGAUCGAGACAGCAGCGAUUUCUGGCAAGCCCGAGGUUGUCGAAGACCUUUUGAGAUACUUUGUCGAUAUUGGCAGCCGCGAGUGUUACGUGGGUAUGCUAUACGCGUGUUAUGAUCUGAUCCCACUCCACACAGUGAUGGAGAUCUCAUGGCGGCAUGGACUCAACGAUUUCACUAUGCCAUUUAUGAUUAGCUACAUGAGCCAACAGGCGGCGACCAUUGAGCAGUUGCGGAAAGACAAUGAAGAACGCAAGGCCCGGGAAGCCAGCCAGCAGAAGACGGACGACAAUACACCGAUCAUCGGCACUCGUCUCAUGCUGACGCAAGGGCCCGCGACCGUUGCACCGCAACCUACUGGGUAUGGCCACACUAAUGGCAUCACGCCGCAGCCAACCGGGUUCCCUCGGGCAUUCUAG
Molecule: messenger RNA, 5013 nt
Organism: Fonsecaea nubica
Lineage: Eukaryota; Fungi; Ascomycota; Eurotiomycetes; Chaetothyriales; Herpotrichiellaceae
Exons: 5
Coding region: 1-5013 (1670 amino acids)
Biological process (GO): intracellular protein transport; receptor-mediated endocytosis; Golgi to endosome transport
Cellular component (GO): clathrin coat of trans-Golgi network vesicle; clathrin coat of coated pit; actin cortical patch
Molecular function (GO): structural molecule activity; clathrin light chain binding
Source: RefSeq, a predicted model, not a curated record